This is a messenger RNA of Paramisgurnus dabryanus, 5277 nucleotides long. Lineage: Eukaryota; Metazoa; Chordata; Actinopteri; Cypriniformes; Cobitidae. The record is from RefSeq and is a predicted model, not a curated record.
UGCCAUCCGCAUCAGAUUUCUUGCAGUAAAAAGGACAGGGGGUGCGCACUACUGAGUGUGUGUGAGAGAGUGUGUAAGGCAGUUUGAAAGCAGAGAGCGAAGGAGUUAUACCAACCUGAGACGGACUGACGAGACAUCGCAAAAAUAUUAAAGCGACGCUACUCGAAAUAAAGCAACUAUGGAAAGAACGAUGUUGGGACGCUGCAGGUUUUGGACCUUACUUGCUUUAACACUGCAAGUAUGUUUGGCUGAGGUCAAAGUCAUGGUGACCCCAAAGGUGGAGGUGAUUAAAGGAGAGACUGCCAAGCUGCCGUGCACAUACACCACCACUGCAUCUGCCUCCACUAUUGUUGCUCAGUGGUUCAUUGAGGUUGCAGGUGUAAGGAAGCAGAUAGCUUACAAGACUGAGCGUAGUUUUGGCGUUGAUGCUAACACACCGUUGACAGAUCGGUUAGUCUUGGGAGAUGACUUGUCCAUCACCAUUUCUCCAGUCAUAGUGGACGAUGAGAGGAGCUUUUACUGCCAAGUUACAACGGGGUCUACGGGGGUCUCUGAGGCUGAAACCAUGGUCAAGGUUUUCUAUGCUCCAGAGAAGCCUGUGAUAUCUGGCAAUGACCAGUCUAUCCCUGUCUUUGAGGGAUUUACUUCCUCCUCUGAGGUUGGAAAGUGCACCAGUAGGAACGCACACCCUCAGCCUCGUUUAAUCUGGUUCAAGGAUGGCACACCUAUGCCUGAAGUAAAGGACCUUAAGGAGAAAACAUACAUGAUAGCUGGUGUAGUGAAGGAAGCCUCAGGCCUGUACACUGUGACCAGCACACUAUUCAUGCGGCCAGAAAAAGCAGAUGCUAAAUCAGUUUUCCAUUGCACUGUGGAGUACAGCAUGCCAAACAAACAGAUCAAACAGGAAAGCUCUGAUACAUUCAACCUCACGUUGCUUUAUUCAGCGGAAAAUGUGUUCUUUAAAAUUAUGAAUCAUGGGCCGAUCAAAGAGGGGGAUGAUGUGCAUAUGAUCUGUGAGACUGAUGGAAACCCUCAGCCAAACUUUCUUUUUUCUAAAGAGGAUAAGCAAUUGGCAGGGGCAACAGGUAGUUUGAUGUUGAAGAGCGUGACUCGCGAGGACGCUGGAACCUACAAGUGUGUAGCUGAGGAUUUUGAUGCUGGACCCGAAGUUGUGCUUGACAAGACUUUGAAUGUUAAUGUGCAUUAUCUUGACCCUGUGGUUGUAGCUCCAGAAGGUCCUUUGAAUGUUUCUCAGGGAGAGGCUGUGGAGCUUCAAUGUAAGACCAAGUCCUCAGACAGUUACACUCUGCAGUGGAAAAAGGGCUCAAAGGUGCUGUCGCAGAACGGUGUGUUGACUCUCCAGUCGGUGACUCUCUCUGACGCUGGUCUGUAUUUAUGUGUGGGAGCUGUACCCACUGUGCCAGGUCUCGAAAAACAAGCCAAUGUCACCAUUACCGUCCAAGGUAAACCCGAGAUUGAGGCUCCAGUGAAUAGUUUGGUUGCUAAAGAGGGGAACGUGGUCACUCUCAACUGCUCCGCUCUUGGUUAUCCUCCUCCACAGUUCACCUGGAAACCCUCUGGCAAAGAGUCUGUAACAGUAAUGGGGAACAAGUUCAUCAGCACUAUCACACUUAAAGCCUCAUCUGCAGUUCUGAACGACGGUGUCACAUGCGAAGCAUCCAACGUGCAUGGAAAAGACAGCAAGAAAUUUACGGUGUCCAUCAAAGAGCAAGUUACAGCAGCAGAUGCCAAUGCCGCUAACCGAGGAAACCCCGUGUUUAAAACAGCCGAAACACAGCAGGCGGGUUCGAGUGUGGUCGUGAUCGCGGUGGUGGUGUGCGUUCUGGUCCUGCUUAUAUUGGUGGCUGUGAUCUUCUUCCUGAAUAAGAAAGGCAAGCUGAGUUGUGGAAAGAAGGACAAGAAGGACGUGCCUUCUGGUGACAUGAAAGGUGGUAUUGUGGUGGAGAUGAAGUCCGGCGAUAAAGGCAACGAGGAGUCCGGUCUGCUAAACAAACCUCAUGCAGAUCAGUGAUAAAGACAGAGAAGAUCUCAAGAGGAGAUGAAGUGUUGGAAUCGAAGCGCUGUUUUCUCUUCAUGAGUAUUAAGCCUGAUGGAGAAGAGAGAGGAUACAUUUUUAGUUGUACAGUUUUCUUUUGGGUUGGGUGGGUUGGAAAGGGAUGGGCUAUUUUGAGGAAUCUGGGGAGGGGGGUCAAUUUGGGCACAACAAAUGUAAAUCUGGCAUUAUUUUGAUAAGGGUGUCUACUGUAUCAUGAUUAUAUCAGGUCAAUCUUUGUCCGUUAAGAAUGUCUGGGUAGUAGAUCUCUUUAUGGGAUAGAGCCAUUAAUGCAGUUCAGUGCUAAACAAGCAGGGUCAAUUUUACUUAGAGGAAAACACCACCGUUUUUCAAUAUUUUACUAUGUUCUUACCUCAACUUAAAUGAAUGAAUACAUACCUAUCUUUUGUCAAUGCGGGCACUUUUUAACCUGUACAGCGCGUCGUGAAUGUGUUAGCAUUUAGCCUAGCCCCAUUCAUUCCUAUGGCUCCAUACAUGGAUGAAUUUAAAAGCCACCAAACAUUUCCAUGUUUUUCCUAUUUAAAGACUGUUACAAGAGUAGUUACACGAGUAAGUAUGGUGGCACAAAAUAAAACUUUUGUUUGGAGCCAUAGAAAUGAAUGGGGCUAGGCUAAAUGCUAAAACAUUCAAAAAGCGCUGUACAAAGAUUAAAAGUGCACGCACUGAUAAAAGAUAGGUAUGUAUUAAUUCAUCUAAGUGAGGUAAGAACAUAGUAAAAUAUAAAAAAAUGGUGGUGUUUUCUUUUAAAUACCCAUUAAAACAAACCAUAAAGUUUAGGCACUGCAUGUUGCUCUUGUUCAUACCGUGCUACACCUUCGUCUAUUUGAACAUGCUUUUGCUCGGUGCAGUAAAGCUGCCAACCAUUAUUAACCAAGAAACCGCACUUAUAAAAAUUUUUUUUUGAAUCAUAUACAUUACUACACAUAUGCCAUCUUAUCUUAGAGAGUAGACAUUAACUGCUUUGGUCGUGUUCUGCAUGAAACAUAUGGAUAUGCCAUUAUCAUAUACACUGUCCAACUGUUUGCUUAUGACAUUAUAAGCUCUGCCAUUCAUAUCCGCAUUGAUAUGUAGUUCAUAUUCACAUGUUUGCCUCAUAGUUUAGAUUAUGCCCAAAAGAGCACACAAAAUGCUAUUUUAAUGUACUACACCUUUAAGAAUUGAUCUAAGACUAAAUAAGAAAAGUGACAUGCGAGACAUCUAGUUGUUUUGGGAAUGCUUCAGAGAUACUAACUGAAUCAGUUCAUUUCCUCUCUACUGCCCUGAAUUCCAAUCUACAUCCCAAACAUGUUCAAAGACUUGAACCUAAUGCAGUAAUUAUUAAACAUGGGCUACUAGGAGGACAGGUCAGGUCAGGGUUAUCCUGUGGUUUUAAAAUACAGGCACGCGCUCUUUUUAAAUGGCUCCUGACAGGGUAUAGGGUUGAUUUGUUUAUAUAUUAUUACCUCUGCUCUUUUUGUAUUCAUAUUUUAAAUUGAUUGAAAAUUAUUUCUGUAUUGUGUACAAAUCAAAGUGCUUUUUUUUACUUUUUUUUCAGUUUGAACCAUCAAAUUAAACACUGAAGGCCUUUCUUAAAGUUUAAGGGGUGGUUUUCCAGACAGGGUUUAGAUUAAGCCAGGCCUAGGCCUCCAUUAUUAAAGACAUUAAGUAGUUUCUACAACAUACCUUACGAGAAACAUUACUGGUGUACAUGUUGGGACAAAACAAUGUAAGCUGUUUUCAGUUAUGGCAGCUUAAACAUGCUUUGUAUUUUAGGACUAUGCUUAGGCCUUAGUUUAAUUAGGAAAUAUAUGUAGUAAUAACAAACAUGCCUUACUAAAACAUUACUUGUGUGCAUUUUAAGGCAAAACAAAGGACACUGAUGUAUUUUUAGAUAUGUCAGUGCAAGUUGUUUUCAGUUUGGACAGCUUUUACAUUUAUUUUAGGACUAAUCUAAUCCCUGUCCAAGAAACCGCCCCUAUAAGUUUGGUGACAUGUGCCUGGUUGCUUGUACAGCAUUUCAUAUACAAAUAAUGACUGUACAUUUUAAAAGAAAGGAGACACAAAAACAGCUUGUAAAAGUUAAGGGAUAGUGGCAGAAUUUUUAUAUAUAUAGGUUCAUGAGUGAUCAGCUUUUGUUAUUUAUCAUUUUAUUCAUAACCUCUUCCAUUUUGCUUUAUCUUUUCCUUUUUUUAAACCAAAAAAUAUAUGAUUGAAGACUGUAAAAAUGAUUUGUAUAUUUGUUUAAGGUUUCUUUGUUUUGCAUCUGUAUGUAUGUUUUUUUUUUUUUUCAGUGAAAGCACACUGGUGUUCAGGUUAGGCACAGCUGGAAGAUUCUAGAAUCACAAUGUUGUCGGGACACCCUGUCAUUUUUAACCAAGUUUCCACUCUUAUGUGAUUAUGUGAGCCUUGUUAUUUUCUUCAGGUAACAGAUUCAUAAUAGCAGUUCUUUAGGUCCAUUGCAUACCAGAACAACAGUAAAUUGCAGGGACGAUAUUUACUCAAUUACAGUUUACUCAAUGUCCACAGACACAUGCAGAUAACACAUAAAGUGCUUGUCUGAACCAACAAAACAGUGAUUCUAGACUCUUAACUAGUAUCAUGUAUACAGCACAGAGUGGACUGAGCAGACAUGAGCUGGGUUGAAUGUGCAGCAGGGCUUGGUUUGGAUUUAUGACAUUAUUUUUUUAAACCUACUGAGUCUUUGUAUGUAGUGGUGAGUGAUCUAAUGAACUGGUAUGUAUUCAUUGUCCAAUCGACACAUGGAAGAUUAUCAUAUUAUUGAGAAUAUGGGAACGUGAAACUUCAAUUUCAAACACUGGAAAUGUAUAACGACUAUUUGUUAAGCCUCUGUUUCAGACUUAUGUUGUAUUAUUAUCCUAAUGCUACUUUUGACAUUUACUGAUUUAAUUCUGCAAAAUGUAGCCACAGCUUCAUUACCAAUGUAAUAUGUGCAUGUGACCACUACAUGCAUACCGAUGUGUUUAAAAACGUUUAUGUAUGUCUUAACUACUGAACAGUUUUUUGUACCAAUUGAACUGCUCUUGCGAUACAGAAUAACACUGUUUUGAAAAAGAUGUCAUACUUGUCAUAUGGAUUGCUAAAAUUGUUUAUGCCCUCCAGGUAUACUGUAUAUUUUGUGGUACGCAUUUGUGAACUUUGUAGCUUGUCUUCUGAAUGGAAAUGUGUAGAAUUUAUACUGCCAAAAAAAGAAAUCCCAAAAUAUA